CUUAUGGAGAUGUUUUCAAGGAAUGGCUAGAAGAGGGAGUAAUUGAAGAGGCUGAUAAAAAUUAUCAAGGGCAAGUUCUUUACCUUCCUCAUCGAGAAGUUAUCAAAAAGAAUAGCACUACAAAACUCCGACCGGUAUUUGAUGCUUCGGCCAAAGUAAAGGGAUUUCCUAGUCUUAAUGACUGCUUAGAAAAAGGCCCAAAUCUAAUAGAACAGCUUCCGAGUAUUUUAACACGCUUUCGAAAAGAAAAGAUUGGUGUUAUUGCUGAUAUACGAAGAGCCUUUCUUCAAAUAAGUGUUUCACCUACUGAUAGAGACUUUUUGCGGUUCUUAUGGCUUGAUAGUGAUGGUCAACUGAAAGUGUACAGGCACUGCCGUGUAGUUUUUGGUGUAGCAAGUAGCCCUUUUCUUCUAAACUCUACUAUUCAGCUUCACCUACAAACUGUUUUAGAGAAAAUAGAAACCGGUGAAUCCUUAUAUACGAAAGGUGUCAUUCAAAAAUUAUGCAUAGUUUUUAUGUUGACAAUGUGUCAGUUGUGUAAAAAAAUGAAGAAGAACUCAAUCAUUUUAUUAGUGUAUCAACUGAGGUAA
Molecule: messenger RNA, 590 nt
Organism: Stegodyphus dumicola
Lineage: Eukaryota; Metazoa; Arthropoda; Arachnida; Araneae; Eresidae
Source: RefSeq, a predicted model, not a curated record